Molecule: messenger RNA, 3326 nt
Organism: Elgaria multicarinata webbii
Lineage: Eukaryota; Metazoa; Chordata; Lepidosauria; Squamata; Anguidae
Gene: OSBPL3
Product: oxysterol binding protein like 3
Exons: 23
Coding region: 277-2946 (889 amino acids)
Cellular component (GO): membrane; intracellular membrane-bounded organelle; cytosol
Molecular function (GO): cholesterol binding
Source: RefSeq, a predicted model, not a curated record
UUGGCAAGUGGUUCAAAGGUGAGGAAAAGCCGCUCGGGUCUCACCCGCUCCGCACCCUGCCUGCCAGAGGGGCACAGCGGCUUGGAGGAGCUUACGGUGAGCCCGGCGGCUGAUGCGUGCAAUUGCUGCCGGCUCUCAGGAAUUUCCUUUGAGCACCAACAAUGCCACUGGAAUGCAUUUGGGGAAACGAUGACUCUUGCCUUUCUCUUCCAUGUCUUCCUGCCCUUUUGAUGGUUUUGCAAUUGAAUUGAUUCAGAAGAAAUACUUUCCAAGAUCAUGACCGAAGAAAAAAGUCUUGGUGUGUCUCAGAAAGUCUUGUCCCCUUCAAGAAGUACCAGCAGCUGCUCUUCUAAGCAGGGAAGUAGACAGGACAGCUGGGAAAUUGUAGAAGGGUUACGGGGAGCCAUGAAUUACACACAGGAACCAUCGAAACAGGAAGGCUACCUGCUGAAGAAGAGGAAAUGGCCUCUGAAAGGCUGGCACAAGAGAUGCUUCUUUCUGGACAAAGGAAUUCUGAAGUAUGCAAAAAGUCCAGCUGAUAUAGAGAGAGGGAAGCUGCAUGGGUGUAUAGACGUUGGGCUUUCAGUGAUGUCUGUGAAGAAAUCGACAAAAUGUAUAGAUUUGGAUACAGAAGAACACAUUUAUCAUUUAAAGGCAAAAUCUCAGGAAGUCUUUGAUGAAUGGGUAGCAAAGCUGCGCCAUCAUAGAAUGUAUCGUCAAAAUGAAAUUUCUAUGUUUCCGCAUGAUAUCAACAACCAUUUCUUCCCAGCAGCAGCAUCUGUUACAGAAUCCAUCGCUGGCCUUUUGGAAUCCACAUCAAGCAGAAAGAGAGGCAGUAUGACGCAACAAAAUUCAAUGCAGGCUGGAAGUAGUUUAUCAUUCUCCUGUUCAAACAAUGAAUCGAGGAUUCCAUCUUGGCUGCAGUCGUCUGAGGAUAUGGAAAGGUGCUCCAAAGACCUUUCCCACUGUCAUAACUAUCUCUUGGAGAUGAGCCAGCUUUUGCAAAGUAUGGAAGUUCUCCAUAGGACGUACUCAGCACCUGCCAUAAAUGCCAUGCAGGGCAUCCCUUUUGAAAGUCCUAAAAAGGAAAAAAGAACACACAGGAGGUGGCGUACCCGAGGUCUCGGUAAAGAUGCUAAAGCAAUGUUGCAGGUACCAACUGUUCUUUCCGCUCCGCUGAGACUACAUGCUUCCAAUCCUAAUUUAUCUACAUUAGAUUUUGGUGAGGAGAAACUUUACUCUAAUGGUUCUGAAACAACAUCAGAAUUUUCUAAAAUGCAAGAAGACUUGUGUCACAUAGCACACAAAGUGUACUUUACCUUAAAGACGGCUUUUAGUACAAUCUCGACAGAGAGAGAGAAGUUGAAGCAGAUGUUUGAACAUGAUUCAGCCUCAUCUCCAGCGGCACAAAUAGUUGGACUGAAGAAUGCCUUAUCAUCUGCCAUAGCACAAAACACAGAUCUUAAAGACCGGUUACGCAGAAUACAUGCCGAAUCUAUGCUCCUUGAUUCAGCAGCUAAUGCAAAAUCCAUCCCUGAUUUGGCAAAGGAAAAUUCAGACGAUGAAAACAGGGGUCUAGUUCACCAGAUCUCCAACGAAAGUCGACUGUCUAUCACAGAUUCCCUCACAGAGUUUUAUGAUGCACAGGAAGUCCUGCUGUCUGCCAGUUCUUCAGAAAAUGAGGUAUCUGAUGAUGAUUCAUAUGCCAGUGAUGUAAGUGAUAACAUCUCUGAAGACAACCUAAGUAACGACAUAGAGAAUGAAAGGCAGACUCUUGACUGUGUUCCUGAUGGGAGCCUGGAAUGUCAUUCCAAGCGGAGGACGUGUCUGCCAGCUCCAUGCCCCAACACUAGCAACAUCAGCCUCUGGAACAUUCUGCGGAACAAUAUCGGGAAAGAUCUCUCCAAGGUGGCUAUGCCAGUAGAGUUAAAUGAACCACUGAACACUUUGCAGCGACUCUGUGAGGAACUGGAGUACAGUGACUUGCUGGACAAGGCAGCACAUACACCUAAUCUGUAUGAAAGGAUGGUAUAUGUGGCUGCUUUUGCUGUAUCUGCCUAUGCAUCCAGUUACUACAGAGCUGGAAGUAAGCCAUUUAAUCCUGUGCUUGGAGAAACCUAUGAAUGUGUCCGUGAAGAUAAGGGUUUCCAGUUUUUUUCUGAACAGGUCAGUCAUCACCCACCUAUAUCUGCAUGCCAUGCUGAAUCGGAUAACUUUGUGUUUUGGCAAGAUAUCAGAUGGAAAAACAAAUUCUGGGGGAAAUCCAUGGAAAUUGUGCCAGUUGGUACAACACAUGUAAUUUUGCCAGCUUUUAGGGACCAUUAUGAAUGGAAUAAGGUGACAUCUUGCAUUCAUAAUAUCUUAAGUGGACAACGAUGGAUAGAGCACUACGGAGAGAUCAUAAUCAAGAAUCUGAAUGACCACAGCUGUCACUGCAAACUUACUUUUGUAAAGACAAAAUACUGGAAUCACAAUAUUCAUGAGAUUGAAGGCAGUGUUUUGGACAAAAAUGGAAAAGUAGUACAUCGUCUUUUUGGAAAAUGGCAUGAGAAUAUAUACUGUGGAACAUCGUCUUCGGCAAACUGCAUCUGGAGAGCAAAUCCAAUGCCUAAAGAUUAUGAACAGUGGUACGGUUUCACACAGUUUGCAUUAGAAUUAAAUGAAUUGGACCCACUCACUAGACCACUGUUACCAUCUAGUGACACACGAUUCAGACCAGACCAAAGGCUACUAGAAGAAGGGAAUAUUGAAGGAGCAGAAGUACAAAAGCAGAGGAUUGAGCAACUACAGAGAGAGCGGCGGAAAGUUCUAGAAGAAAACAGUAUGGAACAUCAACCUAGAUUUUUCAGGAAAUCUGCAGAUGAAUCCUGGGUCAGCAAUGGAACCUACCUGGAACUUAGAAAAAACCCCAGUUUCUCCAAGCUGGAUAAUCCUGUUCUGUGGUGAAAAAGGAAAAGAGAAGCGGACGUUUCGCUAUUGUUUCUCUUGAUUAUAAUUUAUAAGGAAGGAAAUGCUGCAUAUCACUUUGAUCUUCUAGACUUCUGCUUGAUUUAGAUUUUUGACAUGCACAGUUAUUUGGUUCUGUGGCCAUAGCUAGACCUAAGGUUUAUUCCUGGAUCGUCCAGGGGUCAAACCUGUUCAACUAGGUGACACACAGGACAUCCAACCUUAGGUCUAGCUGUGGCCCCAGUCUAUUUUGAUAGUAGCCCUGAUUUGUUUGAAUGUACAAAAACUCUAACUUGCUUUACAUAUGCUAUUUAAUAAACAAUUAAUGAAUGUGGUCUCUGAGAGGGGGGAGAAGAGAGAGACGCUUUAACACUAUUUUU